Onthophagus taurus is the source of this 2668-nucleotide messenger RNA. Lineage: Eukaryota; Metazoa; Arthropoda; Insecta; Coleoptera; Scarabaeidae. The record is from RefSeq and is a predicted model, not a curated record.
GUAACGAUCACGACGUUAAACCGUCGAGAAUUCCUCAUCAACAUGUUUUUGUACACUAAAAAAUAAUAACAAUACAAGUUAAAAACCGGAAACACCGCGAAAUAAUUAAUUUUUUUUUCAUUUCUUUUUAUAUUUUAUCUUUCUAACCUUUUCGUUGCGAACGUAAACCUAAAUUACGUUGUUUUAGAUCGUUUUGUUGUUGUUGUUGUUCUUGUUUGAUUGUGAUAUUGUGUCCCAGUGAUUUUUUCUUCAUUUCCAAGUGAUUUACAGCUGUAACACGAUAAGAAAAACAUUAAUUUAAUAAAAAAUAAUGAACGAAGGAUUUUAUUAAAAGAAGAUUGAAAUUAAAUAAAAAUGCCGGCUGUUGUUUCAAAGUUUUUAGAAAAAGCUGAUAAAGCUCGGGAGUUUUUGAACAUCCCGCGCCAUCACGUGGCGGGAGCUGUAAUCGGGUGUUGCAUCGCGACUUAUAUGAUAAAGGUGGGGUAUCCGAUAAUAGAUGGCGUUAUAAACAAGAAUAACCCCCAAAAGCGAAGUUUAAACAACAAUUUAACCCUACCAAAGCUUGGGGAUGAGAAUAAAUCGCUUCGUGUUAAGAAAAUAAUCCCCGCUUUGAAUCUAAAGUUUAUUUAUCAAUUCACAAAGUUGCUAAAAAUUAUGAUACCCGGUUUCUUCAGCAAAGAAAUCGCGGUUUUAUUCGGACACACAGCUUUUCUGUUUCUUCGGACGUAUCUAAGUAUUUAUGUGGCAAGUUUAGAGGGAUCAAUUGUUCGUUACAUCGUUAAAAAGGACCCAAAAAUGUUUACCAAGGAAUUAUCGAAAUGGUUUUUAAUCGCAGUCCCAGCUACCUUCGUUAACUCGAUGAUUCGUUACUUAGAAAGCAAAUUAGCUUUGGCUUUUCGUGGAAGAAUGGUGGAACACAGUUAUAAGUUAUAUUUCAACAACCAAAGUUAUUAUCGAGUUAACGUAUUAGAUGGGCGCCUUGAAAAUUGUUCUCAAAGAUUAACAGACGACAUAGAAACAGUGACAUCAAGCGUGGCACAUCUUUAUGGACACAUAACAAAGCCACUUUUUGACAUAUUAUUGAUGGCGGUCGCUUUGUUUAGAUUAAGAAGAUCUCGAGAUACGAAAACUUUAGCAAGUGGCCCCUUAGUUUUAUGCUCAGUCGUUGGAGUUUCCGCCUUAAUCUUUAAACUCGUUAGUCCUAAAUUUGGGCACUUAGUAGCGAAAGAAGCCGAGAAAAAGGGGUAUUUGCGCCACGUUCACACCCGUUUAAUAACAAAUUCGGAAGAAAUCGCCUUUUACGACGGCCACAAAGUCGAAUUAUCCCUACUAAGGAGUGCUUAUAACAUGCUAGUACAACACAUGGAGCAUAUUUUUAGCGUUAAGUUAUGGUUCAUUAUGUUAGAGCAAUUUUUAAUGAAAUACGUUUGGAGCGGAGCUGGAUUAGUCGCCGUCUCAUUACCCAUUUUAUUAGCCAAAGCGGGAAAUGAACCAAGAGUAUCAAACCAACCGAGUUCUGACCCAAUUUCAGAAAGAACCCAAUACUUCACCACGGCGAAAAAUUUAUUAAUGACCGGAGGAGACGCAGUUGAACGUUUAAUGUCGAGUUACAAAGAAAUCGUUGAAUUAGCCGGCCACACCGAGCGUGUAGCAAACUUAUUCAAAGUCUUAGAAGAAGUCGGACGUGGGGAAUACCAAAAAACGGUAGUACAAAAAAAAAGCGACGAAAAAAACACCGGAUUUCAAGUCGAAUUUAACGGCGAUCAACCCGUACCGAAAGGAAAAUUAAUUUACAGCACCAAUUAUGAGAUUAUUUUAAAAAAUGUACCAAUUGUGACGCCGAAUUGCGAUGUAGUUUGCCCCUCGUUAACUUUAGAUAUUUACCCAGGGCAACAUUUAUUAAUAACCGGCCCAAACGGUUGUGGAAAAUCGAGUCUUUUUAGAAUCUUAAGCGGGUUAUGGCCCGUUUAUGGGGGGGAAUUAAAAACCCCCAAAAACGCUUUGUUUUAUAUCCCACAAAGGCCUUACAUGGUUAUUGGAAACUUAAGGGAUCAAAUUAUUUAUCCCGAUACUCAAGCCGAUAUGAUUAAUAAGCAAAUUAACGAAGACGAUUUAAUGAAAAUCAUGAAAAUGGUUCAUUUAGACCACAUCGUUGAAAGGGACGGGUUCCAAAUUGUUAAAGAUUGGCAAGAUAUUUUAUCUGGAGGUGAAAAGCAACGGAUGGCUAUGGCACGAUUAUUUUAUCAUAAACCUAAAUACGCACUUUUGGAUGAAUGCACAUCAGCUGUUUCGAUUGACGUUGAAAGUUCAAUGUAUCAAGACGCUAUCGAUAUGGGGAUCACGCUUUUAACAAUUUCUCAUCGACCAACUUUAUGGAAGUUCCAUAAGAAUAUCCUCCAAUUCGAUGGUCAAGGAAACUGGGAAUUUUCCACUUUGGACGUUGCGAAUCGUUUAAAACUGAAACAAGAAAAAGAGGAGUUAUUAAAGCAACCGGAUAGCGCGCAAAAAACGCGCCGUUUAGAAGAGUUAAAUCAGUUAUUAGCUGAGGAUUCCAACGAAAUGGGCGAAGAAAACGAAACUGAACUAGAUGAUUAAUUUAAUUAAUUAAUACGAAAUGAGAUUGAUAUAUCCGUCUGUGAGAUUUAUACUUAAAAUGAUUAAGAAGUUA